GUGGGGCCUAAGUUAGCGCCGUUCGGCAGGGGUCCCCGGGGCGCUGCCCAGUCUGACUCCGGCGCCGCCAGUUGCGGACGCGUCCCGCUGCAGUUGCUGCCGCGUGCCUCUGCUCCUCCGCUUGACCCGGGCCGUCUGCCCGCAGCCAUGAGCGUGCUCGGCCCCGGUGGAGCCUGCUGUCCUCUAGAUUAGUCCCCGCCGCCGUCCCGGACCCGUUUGCAGCAUGGAGUCGCCCGCCUCGAGCCAACCCGCCAGCAUGCCCCAGUCCAAAGGCAGGUGGAUGCAGAGGCCAGGCCUUGCGCUCCCCAGGCCUGCGACGAGGGUGGUCCCCACCCAUCCAGCCCAUAUGUGGAAGUGCCUUUGACAGGAAAAUCCAAGAGGAAGAAGGAUCUGAGGAUAUCCUGCAUGUCCAAGCCGCCCGCACCCAACCCCACACCCCCCCGGAACCUGGACUCCCGGACCUUCAUCACCAUUGGAGACAGAAACUUUGAGGUGGAGGCCGAUGACUUGGUGACCAUCUCAGAACUGGGGCGUGGAGCCUAUGGGGUGGUGGAGAAGGUGCGGCAUGCCCAGAGUGGCACCAUCAUGGCCGUGAAGCGGAUCCGGGCCACCGUGAACUCACAGGAGCAGAAGCGGCUGCUCAUGGACCUGGACAUCAACAUGCGCACGGUCGAUUGCUUCUACACUGUCACCUUCUAUGGCGCACUAUUCCGAGAGGGAGAUGUGUGGAUCUGCAUGGAGCUCAUGGACACAUCCCUGGACAAGUUCUACCGGAAGGUGCUGGAGAAAGGCAUGACAAUUCCAGAGGACAUCCUCGGGGAGAUUGCUGUGUCUAUCGUGCGGGCCCUGGAGCAUCUGCACAGCAAGCUGUCGGUGAUCCACAGAGAUGUGAAGCCCUCCAAUGUGCUUAUCAACAAGGAGGGCCACGUGAAGAUGUGUGACUUUGGCAUCAGUGGCUACUUGGUGGACUCUGUGGCUAAGACGAUGGAUGCCGGCUGCAAGCCCUACAUGGCCCCUGAGAGGAUCAACCCGGAGCUGAACCAGAAGGGCUACAAUGUCAAGUCUGAUGUCUGGAGCCUGGGCAUCACCAUGAUUGAGAUGGCCAUCCUACGAUUCCCUUACGAGUCCUGGGGGACCCCGUUUCAGCAGCUGAAGCAGGUGGUGGAGGAGCCGUCCCCCCAGCUCCCAGCUGACCGUUUCUCCCCCGAGUUUGUGGACUUCACUGCGCAGUGCUUGAGGAAGAACCCCGCAGAGCGGAUGAGCUACCUGGAGCUGAUGGCGCACCCCUUCUUCACUUUGCACAAAACCAAGAAGACGGACAUUGCUGCCUUCGUGAAGGAGAUCUUGGGAGAAGACUCAUAGGGCCUGGGCCUUGGACCCCACUCCGGCCCUCCCGAGCCCCACAGGCCCAUCUGCAGGGGCAGUGCUCACCCGCACCAUAAGCUACUGCCGUCCCGGCCCAGGGCAUCCAGGAGGAACCGAGGGGGCUGCUCCCACUUGGCUCUGCAGCCAGCCAUUUGUCCCAAGUGCCAAAGAAGCAGACCGCUGGGACCGCCAGCCAGGCCCUUAGUGGCCCCGAAGUGCCUCUCUCUCCCUGCUGCUCUGAGGACCGUCUUCAGUUGCUGAGACCCUGGACUGCCGGGGCCUGGACGCCCCUUUAGAUGCUGCUGCCCCUUGCACAGCAGGUGCCUUGCCCAGCCUGGAUGCCACCCAAGUUGUAUAUUUUUUUACUCUCUUGACUGAAUGGACUUUACACACUUUGGCCCAGGGUGGUCACACCUCUAUCCCGACUUUGGUGCGGGGUCCACAAGUGGGGAUGAGCUAUGUGAAUCCCCCAAGAAUCCCAUGGGGGAGAUGCCAUGAGCCGCCCGAGGCCUUCCCCUGGCACGGGCGAACAGGGCCUCUUUGGGGCACACUGGGUCACCCAGUCCUGCCCGCCACCUUUAUUGGUGUCAUUUCACCUUUGUUUUGUUUUGUUUUGUUUUGUUUUUUUAAUUUAUCCUCUGUUGAUUUUUUUCUUUUGCUUUCUGGGUUUGGCUUGUUUUUCUUGCAUGGUUUGGAGCUGAUCACUUCUCCCCCAUCCCGUAAGGCACCAGCAGGCAGAGCCUCACCCUCUGCUCCCGCUGGGGUCUAGUGGGAGGGGCCCAAGUCUCUGCUCCGAGAAGUGCAGGGGGAGCCUUCUGGCUCGGCUCCACAGGGGCUAUGGAUUUGCUUUGGUGGUGUUUUAAAAAAAGAAAAUAUAUUUUUUUGAAAAAAUGACUGCCCAUCCCGGGUCCUUUCCUGAUGGGUUGGGGCAGGUACCUGGUUGCUGUUUUAAUUAAAAAAAGAAAAGGACUAAA
This is a messenger RNA of Saimiri boliviensis boliviensis (Bolivian squirrel monkey), 2339 nucleotides long. RefSeq names its product mitogen-activated protein kinase kinase 3 (gene MAP2K3). Gene Ontology annotation, biological process: protein phosphorylation; MAPK cascade. Gene Ontology annotation, molecular function: MAP kinase kinase activity; ATP binding. NCBI's taxonomy places the organism in Eukaryota, Metazoa, Chordata, Mammalia, Primates, Cebidae. The record is from RefSeq and is a predicted model, not a curated record.